AUGCAGACCAUCAACGCUUCCGCGGCUCGCGGCGUCGCUUUCAAGACUGCGGGCUCGCGCCGCGCGGUCGUGGUCCGUGCUGCCGCCACGACCACGCUCACGCGUACCAAUGUCCCGCUCGCGCUGGAGGAGGGCGAGAUGCCUCUCAACACCUUCAGCAACAAGAAGCCCUUCACGGGGACCAUCAGGUCGGUGAAGCGCAUCGUUGGCCCCAACGCCACCGGCGAGACCUGCGACAUUGUGAUCGAGACCAACGGUGACAUCCCCUACUGGGAGGGCCAGUCUUACGGCGUGAUCCCCCCGGGCACCAAGAUCAACAGCAAGGGCAAGGAGGUGCCCCACGGCGUGCGCCUGUACUCCAUUGCCGCGUCCCGCUACGGCGACACCUUUGACGGCAAGACCACCACCCUGUGCGUGCGCCGCGCCGUGUACGUCGACCCCGAGACCGGCAAGGAGGACCCCGCCAAGAAGGGCAUCUGCUCCAACUUCCUGUGCGACGCCGAGCCCGGCACUCAGAUCCAGAUGACCGGCCCUGCCGGCAAGGUCCUGCUGCUGCCCGAGAGCCCCAAGUCCGUGCUGAUCUGCGUGGCCACCGGCACCGGCAUCGCCCCCUUCCGCUCCUUCUGGCGCCGCUGCUUCUUCGAGAACGUCCCCGGCUGGAAGUUCGACGGCCUCUUCUGGCUCUUCAUGGGUGUCGCCAACAGCGACAGCCUGCUCUACGAGGACGAGAUCCAGGCCAUCAAGGCGACCUACCCGGACAACUUCCGCGUGGACUACGCUCUGUCGCGUGAGCAGAAGAACAAGAGCGGCGGCAAGAUGUACAUCCAGGACAAGGUGGAGGAGUACGCCGACAUCAUCUUCAAGCUCCUGGACGAGGGCGCCCACAUCUACUUCUGCGGCCUCAAGGGCAUGAUGCCCGGCAUCACCUCCAUGCUCGAGCGCGUGGCCAAGGCCAAGGGCCUCAACUUUGAGGAGUUCGCCGAGAAGCUCAAGCACAAGAACCAGUGGCACGUGGAGGUGUACUAA
Messenger RNA from Monoraphidium neglectum, 1026 nucleotides. RefSeq names its product ferredoxin--NADP+ reductase. The transcript has 8 exons. Bases 1 to 1026 code for a protein of 341 amino acids. Gene Ontology annotation, molecular function: oxidoreductase activity. Lineage: Eukaryota; Viridiplantae; Chlorophyta; Chlorophyceae; Sphaeropleales; Selenastraceae. The record is from RefSeq and is a predicted model, not a curated record.